AUGGUUAAACUGGGGAGUAAUCUACAAGACAAAGGCGCUAAACCGGUCAGUGUGGAGGAUGGCUUCCAAAACGUGCCGCUCAUCACCCCUCUGGAUGUCGGUAAUCUCCAGUAUGGAGCCCCAGACAAGGUGGUGGUGAAGACACGGACUGAGUACCAAACGGACCAGAAGAAAACCAAGCUGAAGGUGCCCAAGGUGGAGGAGUUCACUAUCAGCUUCACUGAUGGAGUCACUAUCCUCAUAGUCCUGGCCUUGGCCUUCCUGGCCUGCAUAGUGUUCCUGGUGGUGUACAAGGCGUUUACCUACGACCACAGCUGCCCAGACGGAUUCAUAUACAAGCAUAAGCGGUGCAUCCCUGCCUCUCUGGAGGCCUACUACACUGCUCAGGAUGCCAACUCCCGAGGGCGAUUCUAUACGGUGAUCAGCCACUACAGCAUGGCCAAGCAGACCACCUCUCGCUCCGUCUCUCCCUGGCUCCCUGCUGGCGCUGCGCCGCACGACGCCAAGCCGCCCAACACAGACGGGCACUGA
Salvelinus namaycush (lake trout) is the source of this 531-nucleotide messenger RNA. RefSeq names its product neuronal vesicle trafficking-associated protein 2-like. Bases 1 to 531 code for a protein of 176 amino acids. The record is from RefSeq and is a predicted model, not a curated record. The transcript is spliced from 4 exons. Gene Ontology annotation, cellular component: membrane; endosome. Lineage: Eukaryota; Metazoa; Chordata; Actinopteri; Salmoniformes; Salmonidae. Gene Ontology annotation, molecular function: clathrin light chain binding. Gene Ontology annotation, biological process: endosomal transport; G protein-coupled dopamine receptor signaling pathway; clathrin coat assembly.